GAUGAAUGGUUUCGUGGUCAUCGAGGAGAUGAUGAUGCAAGGGCUUCUACAUUUCUUCGCACACAAUUUUAAAUCAUUAAGUUUUGAUUCUAGUCUUUUGCGCUAAUUUAGUAUUGAAAUUGAUGGGGCCAAUUUCCGUCUUCCAAGAAGGUCUCGGCUCUAGACGAGUAAAGGUUACCUGGUCGUACUAUGCGGAAUUCCGGCUUGAUUAAAGGCUAAAACGGUGAAUCACGGCUAGGGAAAUGCUUUGGAAGAUGUUUGGCUGCACGCGCUAUACGCGGUGCACGUGAGAACCGAGAAGAGACGCACACACGAGGAAACCAAAAGUUUAUGUUGUCGUCUAGAGUGUGCGACUUGAUUUUUGUCGACCAUCUGAGCCAAAAAGAGGAGAAAAAAGGCGAUUGUUUGUUUCCGUAAUUGUUCAGUCUUCGCCCAGCAUUUGAAUCAGCUCCUGUGGACGAAACAGGAUCUCGUCGCCACUGCAUCGCUUUGCAAAGUCCCUUUGUGCAGUGAUGAUGCCCAGCUUUCUUUUACUGAGAUUCGACACUGAAAAGAUAAUGCGUCGAAAUUGGCACGUCUUGUUGUUCAGCUUUUGUGUCCUCGUGCCGCUCGCUUUGACAGGUUCCAUAUCGAGCCGACUGCUGGAAAAGAAAUUGGAUCCGAGUGUGCCGACGAUGCCCACAUUGUCGAUGGACAGAGACAGUUUGCGUUCGUUUUACAGACGCAGUCGGCCAGCUAGCAGCAUGCGUCCAAUGAAAAGCCCCCGGCCCGUUAGCUGGGGCCAAUAUGAUGCUUGCGGUGGUAAUAUUCUGGUCCCCUUAUCAAAUGACCGGAAUAUCCUUAUUGAGCAGACCUACAAAUCAAUUGAUUUUCCUGCCGGACGAACCCGCCCGUUGGUUUGCUCUUGGAAAGUGGAGGUGAGCAAUACGAACUGCAAUCGCGGGCUGGUGACCAUGACUGUCGAUGAGCUCAGUCGGCUGUCGGAUGAAGAAGGAUGUCUCAAUGGAUUUUAUCGCGUCUCACCUUUCAUGAAGGAAGCCAAAAUCUGCGGGCGUAUUGGAACUGUUCCGCCUUUUCAAUGGCACGUCGACGAUCGGCAGCCCGAAAAUGUUACCAUCAGCUUGAAACAUAUCGGCCUCAAUGACGGCAAUUCGGAAGGAUUGUCGUUUACUCUAACAGGUGAAUGUCUAUCCAACGAAGUGAACGUGACCAUUGACGAAUCCUCGAUGAAUUCCACCAGCCACUGGCUCGCGAGAAAUUCAACCGAUUACGGCGUCCCGAUCGUGGUCUUCUCUACCGAUGAUUCCGGCAACGACAUUUCAAUGAGCAAUAACUUCACGGAAAUGCUUGGAGGGAAUUCCGAGAUUCCACUAGCAACGACGACCAUGUCGCCUUCGAUAGUCACCAUGCCGUUCAGCCUGGACUACUACCGCAGCCACAAAUCGACUGUCGACCACCAAACGUGGGAGAAUCCAACGACCGGCUCCCCAAACGUGUUGACCCGUAGCCCGGCCAAUGCCAAAUCGUCGGUAAGCCAAAAACCAGUUACGAAACGGCCUCAAUCGACAACUAGCAAGAAGCCAACUACCAAGAAGCCGACGACUAAAAACACGACCAAGAAACCAACACCGAGAGUCUCAUCGACCACUGCCCGCCCCACUACUAAGAAGCCGUCCACAGCCCGACCUCCUUCGACGACUGUCCGACCAACUACCGGAACAAAUCGGCCAACCACUCGUGCUCCAACGAGCACCACUCGACCGCCGACUAAGCGGUCCUCGACUACUCGGUCGCCGCCCAAAACUACCCGCCCGGCCACCACAACUAAAAAGCCAACAACUCGCCCUAGGACGACCACCGCCAGUAGGCCGACUACCAAACGUCCUUCAACUCGACCGACAACUCGACGGCCGGAUGUUGAUGAUGAUGAUAACUCGGAUAUGCCGUGGCUUGUCCUGAAAUCGCCUUCCUCUGGAGGCCAGCCCUUCUCGUCCGACAUUUACCAGCAGAAUCCAGUCAAUACCCACGUGAACAAAAUCGCUCCUAUGCCCAUCAACGAGAAUGGCGAGAUCCCUUGGCUCAUAAUGAAAACUCCCAAUCACAAUCAGUUGCUGCCGAAAGUUCAGCCGGUUGUCAGUUCUACGUUAGUUACCAAACGUCCAGCUACUAAAACUACCAAAAAGCCCAACAAAAAACCCAGCAAAAGUAAAAGUAAAAGCACAACGAGCCAACCAAACGUCAAAGGUCGUCAACCAAAUACCUCGGCCAGUCCCCCAACAUGUCCUCAGAGUCCAGUUUGUCCGGUAUGUCCAGUCCAGCCGAGCGUGUCAUCAGAUUCCGGCCUCUCAUAUAUUCGUCGUCCAACAAUGGUUCAUUCCGUUAGUUGGGAUCAAUACGAUACUUGCGGAGGUACCAUCAAUGUUCCCUUGUCUUUUGAUCGUCUCUCUUCGUACGAAUCGUUGCAUUUCCCUGCCGGACGCAACUUCCCAUUGUCCUGCACUUGGAAUGUCAAGGUGAGAAACACCAACUGCACGAAUGGCCGUGGACGGAUAACGUUGAGAGUUGAUGGGCGGAGUCGACUGGCUGACGUCAAGGGAUGCACCAAGGGAUAUUACACCGUUUUCCCGUUCAUGAUGCAAGCCAAAAUCUGCGGUCGAAUCGGAACUGCCCCGCCUCUGCACUGGUAUAUUGACGACCAGCAACCCGAAGAUGUGACGAUAGUUAUGGAGAACAUUGGACUCGACGACGGACGAGCUGAAGGUUUCUCGUUUAGCCUUCAAGGUGAGUGUAUUCCGAGCAAGCCGGAUGCCAAGAAACUGGACGUUGUCAUUGACAAUUAUUGGUCUCAAAAUCGAUGGAUGAGUCGUGUCUUGGAAGACUUUAAAAGUGGAGACGGCCCUAGAGUUCACAUUCCUGGCGUAUUUGGCCUUGGUACCAACUCGGCCUAUUCCGAAAUUGAAGCCGACGAACCGUACGACGACUCUUCGUUUUCCAAUUCCGUCGGCCACAAGGAUGAAUUUGCACCACCAACAGUCACCCAACUGCAAGCUCCCCAAACCGGCGGCAAUCGUUCCUCGACGAAUGCUUAUCCAGCAGCCACUCAUUUUACCGUGCAAUCCUCUCAAAUAUUGGCUCCCGAUCGUCCGUCGGCAGUUCCAGUCUCAUCGAACUCGAUUCCUUCCGUUAUCAUUCGCCAACCGUCGACAACUGUGAAGCCGUCUACUACCACCAGAGCCCCUGUUAGUACAGUCAAGAGUUCCUGGAUCAACUUUUACGAUUCCUACGAGUCGGAAACUGGGCCACUUGUCCACACUUCGUCAACCACAACAACCACUGUUCGUCCUUGGACUCAAGUUGUUCCAUCGACUUCAGUUCCUCCAGUUACUCGACGUCCUGCGACUAGCGCAAGGCCAACGUCCACCAAAAGCCCCGUCAUUUUCAGCCAUAGUCCUGAGACCCCCUGGCUCAUAUUGAAAUCUCCCAAUUCAACCCAGCAAUCCUGGUCGGACAUAUACUCCACUUCCGAUUACCGCCUCCCGUCGACUACCGCACGGCCCAGUAGCAUUCGUCCAACUACACAAAUUCCAACCACAACGGCCCGUCCAUUUACUAAACGGCCAUCUCUUUCGAGCCAGACCAUCAGCUACACACCGAAAGUCCCUAAAAUGACGACGACGACCAGCACCCGACCCCCUAGAACACCGUCAACAACACCAGAGCCGAGUGUGGGCAUCCAGGCUGGAUUUUACAACACGGAAUGGCACACUGACAGCUCCUCAACUUUCGUGCCAACUGUCAAUGGCGGUCAACUGCGUCUAGAUACGUGCCGAGGCAACGUCUUGGUCCCCCUGUCAAGUGAUCCGAAUUCGCAUCAAGAGUUUAUCACGGUCAAAUCGACUUGGUUCCCGUUCAAUCGCAUCACUCCUCUCAUAUGCUCUUGGAAUGUCAAGGUGAGCAACAACUGUCGUCGCGGAGUCGUGACCAUGACCGUUGACGAACGCAGUCGACUGGCCGAUGAUGAGGAUUGUUUGAGAGGCUAUUAUCGUGUGGCUCCCUUCAUGAACGAAUCCAAAAUUUGCGGCCGUGUCCAUACCGUUCCUGCCUUCCAGUGGUACGUCGACAACCAACAGCCGGAAGACGUCACUAUUAUCUUGAAACAUGUCGGACUCAACGAUGGUUACUCCGAAGGAUUGGCUUUCACCCUAUCAGGCGAAUGUCUCACAGACGAAUCGGAUUUGACGAAAAGUAAAGCCUCCAAAUCCUACAACAGCUGGAUGCAGCAGCUCGCGAGUCAAUCUCUAAACCUGGGAGUCCCUACGGUCGUCUUACCGGAUGUGUAUCAACCGUCCUCUGGUGAUUACCCACAGUCGAAAACCAAUCCAGGGGAUGAUCUCUUAGCCAAAGAAAACUUUAUAACUCCUCACCAGACUAGUACCUACUCCCAAAUAUCUCCCGACUCGAUCCUGUCCUUGUCGUCAUUUUACCCGAACGCAACGUCCGAUCCUACGAUUUUUUCGGAUGCUUCCGACGAAGAUCUCGAAGAUCUUUGGCUCAUUCUACAAUCGCCCAGCUCCAAGCAGUCCUUGCCGAGCUCUAGCGAAGAAGAAUCCGAUGACGUUAGCCUUGAAGUUUCCAAGUCGGCCAAUAUUCCUGUCGAUGACGUUUUCGAUGACGCACUGUCCUAUAUAACGAGGCUUUUGAAUGAAACCAAAAAGAUACGCAGUCCGUUGAAGAAACAUCAUUAGCAUUCCCAAGAUGCGUCGUCUAAAUCUCGGCUCAAGUCACAUUUUCAAACUUUUGAAGCAUAAUAUGUUUCCGACAAGUGUCUGAAUAUUCUAGGUUCAUGCCAAGACUAUUCAUUCGUAGUUCGUACAGAGUUAUUUGAUUGCUCUUUAGUGGCUUUUUACAGACAUUUUUUUUUUUAAAUUAUUAUUCGCGAUCUUUUGUUAUUCGAUUCUUCCUGUGCGGUGUCGGGGUUCAUUCUUAAUUCAGGGAUUCGGUUUGCAAUAAUCUGACGAAUGACUUUGUACAUACCCUUCAUUUUUAUUUGCGGUGAUGUGUUAUUUGGCUAAUUCCUUGAACUCAACUCUGGUGUAUUUCAUGAGAAUAAAAUGAUUAAAUGAAAAUGAA
Molecule: messenger RNA, 5130 nt
Organism: Daphnia pulicaria
Lineage: Eukaryota; Metazoa; Arthropoda; Branchiopoda; Diplostraca; Daphniidae
Product: mucin-5AC-like
Exons: 18
Coding region: 513-4745 (1410 amino acids)
Source: RefSeq, a predicted model, not a curated record